Messenger RNA from Leptosia nina, 645 nucleotides. The record is from the annotation of a GenBank genome assembly. NCBI's taxonomy places the organism in Eukaryota, Metazoa, Arthropoda, Insecta, Lepidoptera, Pieridae.
AUGUCUGAAAGUCUGGUACUUUUACUCUUUAUAGCCUGCGUACACGGCGCUGCUAUUUGGGAGACACCGAGCAAUCUUCAACCCGUUCAUGGACUCUAUGUUAAGCCUUCGAUUGAUGGAACCACUGGAGAUUUGUACGUUGCAGCCACCGAGGAUAAUGGAGUGAAUUCCCAAUGGCUCACAGACCAGCCUAUAAACUUUCUGGCAGCGGCAUCAGAAAUUGAACCCUCUAUAUUGCCCGCACAAGAAGAAACGCUCACACAGAAAAGAGCAAUUAUAACCACACCUUCUGUUAAUUACGCGUACGCAAUUCCCACGGCUGGGGCUGAAGCAAGUGUAAUCAACCCGUAUACUCUUGCGGUAUCUGGAGUUGAAGAAUCCAAAGCUCAGUGUUCUAACGCCCCGGUACAACCGCACUACUCUCCUUUUCAGUUUUUUUAUCCGCAGAUGCUCUCAACCAUAGCUAAUGCUUUUAACGCGUACAAGGACCCUACGAAGAUUGAAGGUUCCACAACUCAAGCGCAACCAGUGGCCACUUGGCCCCAUACUUACGCUUUACCUUUCCAAUAUGUAAUGGUAGACCCAAAUGCUUGGGCAAGUCAAACAGCUUCAACUAUAACAAAAACACCAGAGUCAGAUUCAUAA